AUGAUGGAAGAACUGCACAGCCUGGACCCCCGGAGACAGGAGCUGUUGGAGGCACGCUUUACUGGGGUUGGAGUGAGUAAGGGCUCAGGUCAGAGUCAGAAUGAGUCAUCCAAUCAGAGUCUGUGCAGUUUGGGUUCACUUAGUGACAAAGAGCUGGAGACACCAGAGAAAAAAGCAAACGAGCAGAGAGUUAGAAAACGUAAAGCAGACUACUUUGACAGCAGUCAAGGCAAAGCAGGAGCAAGGGGGCUUAAAAUUAGCGAUUAUUUUGAGUUUGCGGGAGUUAGCGGUCCUGGUACCAGCCCUGCUAGGGGAAUUCCCCCAGUGGUACGCUCUUCCCCACAACACUCCCUAUCCAACCCUCCCGUCACGGUGCAGCAAGGAAGCCCUUCAUCCAUCAGCUCGGUCAAUGCAGAGCUCUCCACGUGUGCAAUGAAGCCUGUCGUUCUUCACAUGCUCCACAAAGCUACGCAGUCCGACCUUACAUUAGAGAAACUAACAGCACUGGAGAACAGCAAGAACUCCGACCUGGAGAAGAAGGAGGGCCGAAUAGACGAUUUGCUGCGGACAAACUGUGAUCUCAGAAGGCAAAUUGAUGAGCAGCAGAGGAUGCUGGAACGAUACAAAGAACGCCUUAAUAAGUGUGUGACAAUGUCCAAGAAGCUGCUAAUCGAAAAAUCCAAGCAGGAGAAAAUGGCCUGCCGGGAUAAAAGUAUGCAGGAUCGGCUUCGACUGGGCCAUUUCACUACAGUGAGACAUGGAGCAUCCUUCACUGAGCAGUGGACAGAUGGUUAUGCGUUCCAAAACCUUACAAAACAACAAGAGAGGAUUAACUCUCAGCGGGAAGACAUCGAGAGGCAGAGAAAGCAGCUAGCCAAACGCAAGCCGCCCUCCAUGGCCCAGACGCCGCCUCCCAGCCUGGAGCAGAACAAACGCAAAAGCAAGACCAACGGGGCAGAAAGCGAAACGUUAUCGCAAGCGGAGUACCAUGAGCAGGAAGAAAUUUUUAAACUCAGAUUAGGAUAUCUUAAAAAGGAGGAAGCUGAGAUCCAGGCGGAGCUGGAAAGGUUGGAGCGAGUGAGAAACCUUCAUAUACGGGAGCUGAAAAGGAUUCACAAUGAAGACAAUUCCCAAUUCAAAGAUCACCCUACACUAAAUGACAGAUACCUGCUACUCCAUUUGCUUGGGCGAGGAGGUUUCAGUGAAGUUUACAAGGCCUUUGAUUUAACGGAGCAAAGGUACGUGGCCGUUAAAAUCCACCAGUUAAACAAGAACUGGAGGGAUGAGAAGAAGGAGAAUUAUCACAAACACGCCUGCCGAGAAUAUAGAAUCCAUAAAGAGUUGGAUCACCCACGGAUAGUUAAACUCUAUGACUACUUUUCACUUGACACUGACUCGUUUUGCACAGUGCUGGAGUACUGUGAAGGUAACGACUUGGACUUCUACCUGAAGCAGCACAAGCUUAUGUCGGAGAAGGAGGGCCGCUCCAUCAUCAUGCAGAUCGUCAACGCCCUCAAGUACCUCAAUGAAAUCAGACCGCCUAUUAUCCACUACGACCUUAAACCCGGUAAUAUCCUGCUUGUGAACGGCACUGCCUGUGGUGAGAUUAAGAUCACAGAUUUUGGCCUGUCCAAGAUAAUGGAUGACGACAGCUACAACCCAGUGGAUGGGAUGGAGCUGACUUCACAGGGAGCGGGGACAUACUGGUACCUGCCUCCUGAGUGUUUUGUGGUUGGCAAGGAGCCGCCAAAAAUCUCCAACAAGGUUGAUGUUUGGUCUGUGGGUGUCAUUUUCUACCAGUGUUUAUAUGGCCGCAAGCCUUUUGGUCAUAACCAGUCUCAGCAGGAUAUCCUGCAGGAGAACACGAUCCUGAAGGCUACUGAAGUUCAGUUCCCCCCAAAACCUGUAGUCUCCCCUGAAGCAAAGGCCUUUAUAAGGCGCUGUCUAGUCUACCGAAAGGAGGACCGCAUCGAUGUUCACCAGCUGGCCAGUGAUCCCUUCCUAAUGCCCCACAUCCGCAAAUCAGUGGCUUCCUCAGGCACCUCCGGCACGGCCGUGGCGUCUACGUCCAACUCCUCUAACAACAGCUCCUCAAACUGAGCUCAUGCCUCUUAAAUGACUGACUGGAUCAUCUGAUGGGACUGGGAGGCCUCCCCUGUCCGAUCUCGCCUGCCCAUGGAGAGUUGAAGGGAAACUGUUCAGCUGACGGCGUGGGGUGGGUGAGAAGUCAUGGAGCGGUUGGGAAUGGAAACGUUGGCUCUCCCCCACAGCCCUCUGGUGUCCAUCCACCCCUGCCCACCUGCCUUGAUGCUCAGAGGGCCGACAUUGUUCUGGGGGUCAAAGCCCUGGAUGACUCACACAGCAAAGGGAUGAGCUUCGGCACUGUGUUGGUUGGGUUUGGUGUUUCCAGUGUUUCUUUUCAGCUUAAAAAGAGGGG
This is a messenger RNA of Cyprinodon tularosa, 2437 nucleotides long. RefSeq names its product tousled-like kinase 2 (gene tlk2). The coding region runs from base 1 to 2100 and encodes 699 amino acids. NCBI's taxonomy places the organism in Eukaryota, Metazoa, Chordata, Actinopteri, Cyprinodontiformes, Cyprinodontidae. The record is from RefSeq and is a predicted model, not a curated record. The transcript is spliced from 20 exons. Gene Ontology annotation, biological process: peptidyl-serine phosphorylation; intracellular signal transduction; chromosome segregation. Gene Ontology annotation, cellular component: nucleus. Gene Ontology annotation, molecular function: ATP binding; protein serine/threonine kinase activity.